AUGAAAGAACUACGGCAGGUCAUUCUAUCUAGCAUUAUAAACGCUGUAAUAGCGCUGUCUAUUUUCUCCGCUCAUGCUGUUAUUGCUUGCACCCUUCUCUGCUUUGGAAGAAGAUGCUGCGAAAAACUCAUCAGUAUGAUAUUCUUGCAACAUAGUAAACUAUUUGCAUUUGUACACCGCAUUACAUACGGGACAAAGGUUAUCAUUGACACCCCACCAUCUCUCCCCUCCCCUCACCUUAUCCUUUGUAACCAUAAAGGUACUUCUGAUUUCUUUCUUGCACACCUUAUUUUUCGAGAAAGAAAGCUACGGUUUAUUGCAAAGCAAGAAUUACUCAAAGCAAUACCUCUUAUGGGUAUACCGGCAUACUCCAUUGGCAUGCGUCUAUUAGGGUAUUGUUUUAUUGAUAGAUCUCACUCUCUUUCCUCACUUAAGGCUGUACAGAAAUUUAUACAAAGACAUACUGCACAGAACCACGAUAUUCUUCUCUACCCCGAAGGCACACGCCACAAAGCAGCGCAGACGAAAGAAUUUUUUAGCAGUGCCAUUAAACUUAUUUUGCGGGCACAGCAUAUGCCAGUGGUACUAGUCGCGCUUGGCAAUGGACAUACUAUUGUCUCGUUUUUAAGAAGAAAAUAUGCUACUACGCUAAGAGCUAAGGUGCUUGGGGUCUUCCACGUACAAGACAGCAGGGAUAUUGAAAAUGAUGUAAGAAAAUUCCGUAGUGCAAUCGAUGCACAACUUGAUAAGUGGGAGCAUGAAUAA
Ylistrum balloti is the source of this 765-nucleotide messenger RNA. RefSeq lists its product as uncharacterized. Gene Ontology annotation, biological process: phosphatidic acid biosynthetic process. The record is from RefSeq and is a predicted model, not a curated record. Lineage: Eukaryota; Metazoa; Mollusca; Bivalvia; Pectinida; Pectinidae. Bases 1 to 765 code for a protein of 254 amino acids. The transcript has a single exon. Gene Ontology annotation, molecular function: 1-acylglycerol-3-phosphate O-acyltransferase activity.